Molecule: messenger RNA, 1907 nt
Organism: Myotis brandtii (Brandt's bat)
Lineage: Eukaryota; Metazoa; Chordata; Mammalia; Chiroptera; Vespertilionidae
Gene: NCR3
Product: natural cytotoxicity triggering receptor 3
Exons: 4
Coding region: 1162-1845 (227 amino acids)
Biological process (GO): immune response-activating cell surface receptor signaling pathway; natural killer cell activation; positive regulation of natural killer cell mediated cytotoxicity
Source: RefSeq, a predicted model, not a curated record
UAAAACAGGGCGCGUCCAAGCCCCAGAGAAAACCAGAGGCGUCCGGCUCCAUCAUGCAAGGACAGAGCUUUAGAGCCCGACUUAGUCAGCACCCCAACUGCGCCCGGCUGCUUCCCAGCACCUCACCCCCACCUGGGGAGGCGUGCGGCAAGGUCUGCCAGGAGUCUGAGGACUCCAGGCGCUGGCUCUGCCGGACUGAGGCCAGCGCCAGAGAAUUCCCGAGGGACGGGGCUCCACACACCACAAAGGCACAGGCCCAGCCGCGAGAAGACCCGUCCCAGUCCGCAGGUGCCCGCGGGCCCACGAGGACGAGGCCGUGAGAAAAACCAAGCGUUACGGAGCCACUUCACCAACACCCUGUGACCACGAGGCCGCGGCCAGAGCUAACUGCACCUCCUCCCUCAGUGAGACAGGCCGCCAGCAGCCAUGUCUCUCCCUGGCGCCCCGCUCCCAGCAGGCCGAGCCCCGCAGGCCGGGCGUGUGGAGGGAGCAGCUCGUUUACCGGGGAUGGCGGAAAGGGCAGAGACGGAGGUGGGGCGGGCGGUGGGCACGGGAGCGGGACGGGGAGUCAGGGCAGGUUAGGGGAGAGGAUGGGGACUGCUGUGUAGGUGUCUGAGGAGGCCCAUCUCUGAGAAUAAAGCCGUGGAGGAAAAGGGGAUAGAAGAAUCGUGGAGAGACUAAGACUGAAAUGAAAGAAUGCACAGGAAAGCAGGCGGGAACUAACACGUAAGCAGCAGCGGCAGGGAAAGGUGCAGGGCCAGGUUUCGGGGGCCGUGUCGAGAGCAGGGCGAAGGGGUGUUGGGGAGCAGAUGGGGCCGGGAAUGGAAACGGAGGGGAGACGGGAACGGGAGCGGAGCCGCGGGAGCGGAGCCGGGCUGCAGAGCGGGAGCGACUCGACGCCAAGAGGGGCGUCACGGCGGGGGCCCCAGCGCUGGGCGAUGGCACGGGAAGGAGACUCUCCAACAGGACGCCGGGCGUGGCCCACCUCGGAGCGGCGGCGAAGGGGACCGAGAGGGGUGCCAGGAGGCGGAGGUCCCUGGCAGGUGACGUGUGAGUCCUGUGUGUCCUAGAAAGUCCACCGGCAUUUGGGGACCAAGGCCUGCUCAGCGAGGUCGUUCCUCCUGGGCCAGCCUGGCUGCUCAGGUCCCCUCGUCAGCUGGAAUGCCCUCCCACAUGGCCCGGACGCUGCUGCUCGCCUUCAUCGUACUCCAUCCAGGAUCCUGUGCUCUCUGGGUGUCCCAGCCCCCUGAGGUUCAUGCCCAGGAGGGUGCCGCUGCCCUCGUGCCCUGCUCCUUCAAUGCCAGCCAAGGGACACUGGCCAUUGGCUCUGUCACAUGGUAUCGGGACAUGGUGGCCCCGGGGAAGGAAGUGAGGAAUGGGACCCCAGAGUUCAGGGGCCGCCUGGCCCCUCUUGCCUCUUCCCGCUUCCUCUGUGACCACCAGGCGGAGCUGCACAUCUGGGAUACCCGAGGCCCAGACGCCGGCGUCUACGUGUGCCAGGUGGAGGUGCUGGGCCUGGGUGUCGGGACAGGGAACGGGACUCUGCUGGUGGUGGAGAAAGGACCUCCUGGGCCAGGGCCCCUCGCGGCCCUCCUCCUUCGGGCUGGAUUCUAUGCCUUCAGCUUUCUCUCCGUGGCCAUGGGCAGCACCAUCUAUUACCAAGGCAAGUGUGCGUCGUGGAGCCAUGACAAUGGCCUAAGAGAAGGUGGAGCAGCGAGCGUGCUGGAGGGGGGAGACAGAGGCCAAGGCGAGAGGAGCCUCGCAGCACCAGGGACUCGGCCACCUCCCUGCCAGGCCACUGCCACCUGGGGACACUGCCGCCUCUUGGAUGCCUCUGAUGAGUGAUUCCAGACCCCAGUGACCCCAGCACUCUUCAGGAGACCCCAAUAAAUCGGCCCCACCACGAA